CCGAAACCGAGCGAGCCAGGGCGAGGCGCAAACCCCACACUCUCAGCAAUCCCAUAAUCCUAUUGAUUCUUCUUCGCCGUUACUCGCCUUCCCCGAACCAUGACGGCGGUCAUGUCGCCCGGCUCGUCUCCUGCGACUUCGCCGCCCGCCAUCUCAUCUCCUGCUCCAAACGCGGCGCAUCCCGCUCUUCCCCCGCUCAUUACCUCGCCGCCCGCUCGCAGGAGCAACCUGCCGCGCCCUAUGUCGCACGUCUCUAGGAACCGCUUGUCGCAGUACUCGACGGCGAGCUCCAUCCCCUCGAGGUCGCGCCCUGCCUCGCACAUCUUUCCGAUUUACCCGUCGAGCCUGCCCUACACACUCGUGCGAGACUUUGCUUACCCGGCGUCACAUCCCAUGCACUAUGGGCCCCCGCCGGAACCCUCACGACCCCCGUCGGGCAUGUUCGCCCUAGGGAGCGAGCAACAACGCCUGUCUGAUUUGCCGGCGUGGGAUACCGGGACGAAUUGGGACAGUCACUCGUGGAGCCGCGCCUUUGCCAACCGGCCCGCCGACUUGCCCGCGAUCCACUUUGGCGACGGUCCGCCGUGGAGCGAGGACGAGGACCUGCAGAGCCCCGUCGUUAGCUCAAGACAUAAGAAGCACAAGAGCGCGUCGGGCGGCACAUAUACAAAGAGCCGGGUCAGCCGCGACGCCCAUGCCGAACCACAGAGUUUUGAUGGCGACCGGGGAUAUUACGUCGGCACCAGCAACGACGGCAGUGAGCGGUACUAUGUGAACCAAGGCAACGAGGCCAACGGGCCUGGCGGCGAGUACGUCACAUACCCCCCGGACGAAGCCCGCCACGGCGGCAACGCAUAUCAGUUAGCGAGCCACCAGCCCCGGCAGUUUGGCGAAGCCGGUGACUUCGGUUCGGACGAUUCGAGCGCGUGCUCGUCUCCCACCUUCCGCAACGUGGACGAGUCUCGCUACUCGAGAGACUACCAGUUCACAAUUACGUCGCCAGACGAAGAGAUGCACGGGAAAGCCGUUGCGCUUUUCGACUUCGAGCGGGAGAACGAGAGUGAGCUGCCGCUGGUAGAAGGCCAGAUCAUCUGGGUGUCCUACCGAUACGGUCAAGGCUGGUUGGUAGCUGAAGACCCCAAGACGCAAGAAAGUGGCCUUGUGCCCGAAGAAUACGUGCGCCUGCUGCGCGACAUCGAAGGUGGCUUGAACAGCCUGGCUGGCAACCUAAUCACUGGCGACGCCAGCCCCGCCAGCCCAAGCAACGACGUCGGCACGCCCACACAGGCCGAACACUUGCCCGCUCAGCAGCAGAAGCAGCAGCAGCAGCAACAGCAACAGCAACAGCAACAGCAGCAGCAGCAGAUGCCUCACUCGCCGGCCAUAACCACGGCGAGCGGGUCGUCAACGGCAACAAACAACACAGCAUCGUCGACUAGUAAUACCGCAACAACCAAUGGCUACCACCAGCCUGUCCUCUCUACCUUUUCCACAUCGAGCAAGGACCUCGAUCCCUACCCGCAGCAUCUGCUUGGCACCCAGGCCGGCCAGCCCCCACCGCAGGUCGUCCAUUAUCAUGGGCAAAGAGGCGGCAGCCAAGCCAACACCCCGACACUGGCCAUCCAUCAAGGGUUCGGAUCCAGGCGGGCCAGCCAGGACACGACGUCUACCACGGCCGCAGGCGGUGCAAAAAAGGGCGAUGCGGCAGUCAGUGGCUUGGAGACACUCCCCGAUGCGAAGCUGGAGAGGUCGGGGUCCGGGGCCGGGUUGCCGAAGAAGAGGGAGUCCAGGUGAUACGUCUGGAGGAAGCAGCAGGGGGGAAAGAGAGGGGAGUAAGGCCUCGAAGAGGAGAAACAACAAGGGGAGGCAUGUUCAACGGAGCAUACUUAUCGGA
Molecule: messenger RNA, 1894 nt
Organism: Chaetomium fimeti
Lineage: Eukaryota; Fungi; Ascomycota; Sordariomycetes; Sordariales; Chaetomiaceae
Exons: 1
Coding region: 100-1794 (564 amino acids)
Biological process (GO): endocytosis; endosomal transport; plasma membrane tubulation
Cellular component (GO): cytoplasmic vesicle; plasma membrane
Molecular function (GO): protein binding; phosphatidylinositol binding
Source: RefSeq, a predicted model, not a curated record